UUUGGAUCUCUAGGGAGAAGUUUUAUGGUUGUGAUCAAACAGCAAGCAAGAUUUGCAGCUGGUGGCCCAUGAAGAAGAGGAAAUAGCACAUCUGAGGAUGGAAACUUGUCUACUGGGGUUGUUAAUUAUUGUCUUUUAGAUCUUCCAUAUCUACUUGCAGAAUCUGUGUACGGGGGAGAUGAUUUCUUCACGUUUGAGCCGCCUGUCAAAGUUACGGUCGCCUUUGCUGCACAGUCGACCGUGGUCUGGGAAGGCUUUUGCAGAUGGCUUUGUAAACAAAGGUUGGCAAGCGAAAGUGGCUGGGGCAGUAGUUGGCGCAAGUGGGAUUCUUAUUGCUGCGUUUGGGCUCAAAAAUGCUUUUGCAAAAGAAGAGAAGAAGAAAAGAGUGGUUGUUCUUGGAUCUGGGUGGGGAGCUGUCAGUUUUUUGAAGAAUCUCAAACCUGGUUUAUAUGAAGUUGUUGUGGUCUCACCCACCAAUUAUUUCAUAUUUACACCUUUCCUGGCUAGUGUCACAGUAGGGACGGUAGAAGCAAGGACAAUAUGUGAGCCUAUCCGAAAAAUUCUCUGCAGAAGGCACCACAACAAUUCACAGUUUUAUGAAGCUGAAUGCACAGAUAUUGACGUGGAGAAAAAACAAAUUGUUUGUGUGAAAGAGAACGAAGAUGAAAAGUCCACAUUUACGAUUGAUUAUGAUGCCCUCAUUAUUGCUGUUGGAGCUGAAACAAGCACAUUUAAUAUCAAAGGAGUAAAGGAGCAUACACAUGCAUUGAAGGAAAUAUUUGAUGCCCAGAUGAUAAGAAGAAAUAUUAUAAAUUCGUUUGAAAAUGCUUCAUACCCAGGAAGAACUGAGGAAGAAAUAAAGAAACUUUUGCAUUUUGUUGUGGUUGGGGGAGGACCAACUGGUGUUGAAUUUGCAGCAGAAUUAUCAGAUUUUGUGAGGCAUGAUCUGGAUAAGCUGUACCCAGAAUUGCAUGACAAAGUCAGCAUCACACUUAUUGAUGGGUACAACAAGUUGCUAUCAACCUAUGAUGAGGAGAUCAGCCAUUAUGUUGAAAGUCGUUUUAACAAAGACCGCAUCAACUGUGUAACAAGUACAUUUGUGACAGAAGUGGAGGAUGGAAAUUUGCACAUCAUGGAUGCCAAAACGAAAGAAAAGAGUCAAAUGCCAUUUGGCAUGUGUGUUUGGGCCGCUGGGAUCGGACCCAGGCCAAUAACAAGAUCUUUUAUAGAUAAGGUCCCUGGACAAACAAACAGAAACGCGAUAUUGACUGAUAAUCACCUCCAUGUCGACAACACAGAAGGCGUGUAUGCCCUGGGUGACUGUGCCACAAUCGAGUUGCAUAGGCUGGCUGAUGAGGUGCACCAUCUCUUCCACUUAGCUGACAAGAAUAAAGAUGGUAGCCUUAGUCUCGAUGAAUUCGAAGCAAUAAUCGACAAAGCAAGAGAAGACUUCCCUCAAGUCUCCAUUCAUUUUUCAAAGGCAUACGAUGAAUCAAGAGCAAGGGCUUUUGCUGAGGCUGAUGUAGACAAGGACCACAGUCUCUCCGUCAAAGAAUUUCAAGAUUUUCUCACACUUAUUGAUAAAGAACUGAAAUCAUUGCCUGCAACCGCCCAGGUGGCUGCUCAACAAGGCAAAUAUCUUGGUAAAUUAUUUACAAAGCAUCCAAAUGACAUUUUCGACAAAGAAGGCAUUCCAGACGGCAUCAAGCCUUUCGUCUAUCACCAUUUAGGCUCAUUUGCCUACAUCGGUAGCAACCGAGCUGUACUCCAGAUGCCUGGCUUCGGAAUCUUCAAAGGUUUAACAACGAUGUGGCUGUGGCGAGCCUCGUAUACAAGUGAGUGCGUUGGUAUGAGAAUGAAGGCUCUUGUUCUGGGAGACUGGAUCAAGUCAGCGACUGUUGGCCGUGAUACAUCGAGAAUUUGAUCUUCAUUUGCAAUGGUGUACAGACAGCUCUUCCGGCAAAGUUGGCUGAUGAAAAUGGUGGAUUGUCGCCAUGGUUCUGUUCUUGCAAAUAUAUACAAAUAAGCUGUCACGCAGCUCAUGUUAUGCUCCAUAAUCAAUCGUUAUUGUAAGCAAUAAUGCGAACUGAAUUUGUGUAUAUAUUUUCUCUGUAAGCUUUUAAAUGUAUUCAAUUGUGUAUUCACGCUGGAAUGCAUUGAGGACGACUGGCAUUGAAUGGUGAUGCAAUGAACAUUUCUACUCGUCUUUAUUUGUUUGUAGUACAAUAUGUAGUUUUAUGUGAAUUACCUAUACGAUAAAAGAGUUUUA
This is a messenger RNA of Rhopilema esculentum, 2269 nucleotides long. RefSeq lists its product as uncharacterized. The record is from RefSeq and is a predicted model, not a curated record. NCBI's taxonomy places the organism in Eukaryota, Metazoa, Cnidaria, Scyphozoa, Rhizostomeae, Rhizostomatidae. Gene Ontology annotation, molecular function: calcium ion binding; NADH dehydrogenase activity. Gene Ontology annotation, cellular component: mitochondrion.